UUUACUUAUGUUACAGUUGCUGUUACUUGAGCAUAGAAAUCCAAUAAAUUAGAACCAGUCUGUAAAUUUGCCUGAGUCUAUAUUUGUAAAUCAAUCGAAGAAAAAUAUUAGAAAUGGCGGCACGUUCAAAUUAUUCUCCGGCUACAGGAGGACAAUUUCGUGCAACGAAAGUUUGGAAAACUCUUAUAGAACAUCUACAUGAGAACGCCAAUGUUAAACGAAGACGUAAUGUAAAGAAGUCGUACGAUGAAUGCUUCACAGGUUCGAAUGCAGUCGAUGUACUUUUCCGUUUUGUUCGUUUGCACCCCGAGCAAUUCUCCAGCACUGGUUCUAUCACGCGUGACAACAUUAUCCGACUGUGCCAAGCGUUUCUCGAUAACAGCGUAUUCGAGCCAGCGGGGGGCAGUAAUGAGUCCAACAAACAAAUCAAGUUUGACGACUCAACCACUUCCUUGUACCAAUUCUCAUCUUCGACGAAUGAAAUGAACUUAAAACCCCUCACGAACCGACAAGUGCUAAGAGAGAUAGAUGGAGACUUAAGAAACGGUUUAGACCAUAUUUCAAUCUCUACCGAAAACACAAAAGGCAACACCCCACGUGGGAAGAACAUCCUCAUACCUACAAGGAAACAUGGGACUUCACGAUCACGAUUCCCAUCGUUUGGUGGAUUGUCUGCACAGUCUUUCAAAGGAACCUUCAUGACGGCAGCUACAAUGCACAGCAGUGGUUCUGAUGAAGAGAACGCAACAGACCAACGAGCAGGAAGGAAAUUAAAACGCUCAUCAAGUUUAGUUGGUGUGGUUGUGAAACGGUCGUCAUCUGAUUCUAAUCUACGCCGAGGAGUUUCAUCCGCCUCUUCCUCAUCGGACACCGAUCCCGAUGGUAAAAAGAAAUCGGACGAUUUAAACAGAGGGGGAAAGUUAAGAUUAAGCCAAAGAUUGUCGUUCCGUAAAAAAUCACUCAGCUCAGAGCAGGAAACCAACAUUAAACCUGUCAAUCAAGAACAAGGGACGCCAUUAAAGAAAAAGAAAGUUAAACCCCCAACCCCAGCAGUUGACCCCCGUCGUAAAAGUCUCGCCGUACGAUGUGAGAAACCGACCCGAUCGCUUCGUCGAUUACUUUCCACCCCCUCCCUUCACCCUAAGAAUAAAAUGACAUCACAAAGACCUCAUUGUGACGAGCCAAAGAACCUCGACAGGAUACCUCCGUUGCCGUUACAUCACAGACGAGACACCAACAACAACAAUGGUGGAAAUUGUAUAAAAACUCCCACUCAUCGACACCUAAGGUGUGAACGAAACAUGGAACAAACCCCACAAACUACAAGUUUCAAAUCAAAAACAUCAAAUAAGAUGAGAACCCCGUUCAAGGAUGCCUCUUUAACACCAUCUAAUGGUAUAAAGGAAACUCCUUCUAGAUUAAAAUCAACGAGAAGAAACUUAAGUUCAUUAUCAGGUUUGACGCUUCGUAUGACAAGCAAACGAAAAUCACUCGGACGUUCUGACGCUUCAUCAUCUCGCAUCACUGGUUCUUGUGUGAUUAAGAAUCAAUCGGUUGCCAACGGUAACGCAAAGGAAAGUGAGAAAGACAGCACGGGGGGUAAAACGAAGAAUGUGGAACGAAAAUUAUCUCACCAAGAAAUCUUACACCUACGUCGUGAGUGUGUUCGUGUACGUUUGCUGCAAAUUCUUGACCUACAGUUUGUUGAUAGUUUGAUUACCUCUCCAACUUUUGAUAAGAAAACCGGUUGGGACCUGUUUGGUGGAGCUGGUUCACAUGGUGUGCAAUAUAGUGAGGUAGUGGCAGCUUAUAACAAUGAGGAUAGUUGGAUUUCAUCAGCGUUAUCCGUGUUGCAACAUUUGCCAAACGGAUACGAAAUACUUUGUAAACAUGCUCGUGACACGCCAGCAAUGAAGAAAAUUAAAUUAUUUUUCUCGAUAUCCGAUUAUUACAAAUCGCUGAGUCAACCACUUAUUGAUGAGUCGUACUCUGAAAUCAUUGAAGCGUUGAUCACAAUGUUAGAAACGAAACCGGUCCCUGAUUGUUUGGAAGCGAUCCAACUAUUCUUCCAUCUUCUUCCUGAACCUCGCUUGUUUGAACUUCGGGAUUUAUUUACUUUCCUUUAUUACGUUGUGGCCAACUCUGAUGUGUUGCUAACUCCCAAGUGUAACAACAAAGUCCUCGUCGUUCAAACUUUUGUUGCUCCCGUGCUCCACCGCGUGGACAUCGUUCCCGAUCGUCGAAUCUCGGGUCUCUUCCUCUUCGUGAUGGAACAGCGCCAUCGAGCGUUCAGACUUCCAACCUCCGUUGCCUCGACGAUGGAAAGAAAGAGAAAGUUGUUGGAAACUGGGGAAGUUGAGAGUCCUACGUGUGUUCCUGAUUCCGUAUUCUGCCGUAUGAUCACCAGUAAGGAAUACAACAGACAGCGAGUAGAGUUCACCCAACAUCAUAUAUCGGAACUUGCGCGAGCGCUUGCUACAAACCAAUCAAAUAUUGCUCCAAAGAAAAAGAAAGAAAUAUUGAAGAAACUCCAGGCCACACAUUCUUCUGCGUACGAGCGCUCUCGGGGCCCAAUGCGCGUCCCCCAUGUGCACCCCGUGUCACCUGAGCCCCCUCUACCCCCUAAACCGACCCCAUCUGUUUUUCUACGCGCCCCGAGCUCGGACCCUCUUUCUCGACGAAGAAAUAAAGCUCGUCGUAAUCAAACUUAUCUCUGAUUCACUGUGAAAAUAUUUUACCUUCAAAAUCUAACCUU
Messenger RNA from Ciona intestinalis (vase tunicate), 2755 nucleotides. The record is from RefSeq and is a predicted model, not a curated record. Lineage: Eukaryota; Metazoa; Chordata; Ascidiacea; Phlebobranchia; Cionidae.